UUGGUUCCUACGAGCCGACCAACAACAGCAUCACAUCACGUAUCAAAAUGUCGUGAUAACUGUUCAUAUUUACAUCCAGCUACAUUUGGAAAAUUAUGACGGGGUUUUUGAACAAACUUCACAUCUAUGUUUUAUUACUUACGUUGUAUGACUGUAACUUUAACGCGUUUUCGGCUGUGACAGCACAAGAGAAUGACAAGUCACUGGAGCUCACACCGUCAGAGGAUGCAGUGUCCGACUUGGAGAACAGCCCCAAGUUUGUGGAGUCAGAGGACCUGGACGCUCUGCCCAAGAGGCAGUUCAAGACAGCUGAGAUUGCAGAUGCUGUGAUGGGAACUGAAGUCCCCAUUGAUCCAUCUGACAUUGAGUCUCUCUUCCCUAAAAAUGUGAAAGAUUUCCAGUCAGGCUUCUCCCCACCUUGUGAUGAGAACAGUGGCCUGUGUGGUUCACCUGCUCUGACUGCCAAAGGAGUGUUAAUGAACGAGAGGACCUCUGAAACGUCACAGCAGGUCACUCUUGAAAUGGUGCAUGCAGACGUCGUGACAACAGAGGAGCAGAACUCCACAGAGACCGCCAAGACGUACAAGGUCAACUGUGACAAGAGGAACAUCACAGGAAUGGACAACUUCACUGUGCAGGUCCUCAACAUUUCACAGGACCUGAUGGAGUACCUGAAUGCUAACAGUACAGAGUGCUCUGUGGUGCUUUUCUUCACCACCUGGUGCCAGUUCUCAGCCAGUCUCGCACCUCACUUCAACGCCCUGCCUCGAGCCUUUCCCAGCAUGCAUUUCCUGGCACUGGAUGCCUCGCAGCACAGCAGCCUCUCCACGAGGUUCGGUACGGUGGCAGUGCCCAACAUUCUGCUGUUCCAGGGGGCCAAACCCAUGGCUCGCUUCAACCACACAGACAGAACGCUGGACACGCUCACUUCCUUCAUUACCAACCAGACAGGGUUUGAAGCUGACGCCGACAGAAACGUGACAGACGCAGACCUCUUGGGCCCCCUCCCCAGUGUCCCGGUGAGGAGCAUCGACUGGUUGCUGGUCUUCUCUGUCCUCUUCAUCAUGGGCUUCACCACGUACGCCAUCUUGCGGACUGACAGCAUCCGCUGGCUCAUACCUGGACAGGAGCAUGAGCAUCAGGACUGAAACGUACAGACUGCAAAUCACUGGAUGUAAACUAUUAUUUGAUAACCGACUGUGUUUGUUAUUAAAACUUCAGAGUUGCUAAUUUGCUUGUGUUUCAAUUGUUUGAUGAAUAAAAUGAAUGACAUGA
This is a messenger RNA of Scomber japonicus (chub mackerel), 1275 nucleotides long. RefSeq names its product thioredoxin domain containing 15 (gene txndc15). Bases 96 to 1148 code for a protein of 350 amino acids. The transcript has 6 exons. The record is from RefSeq and is a predicted model, not a curated record. Gene Ontology annotation, biological process: cilium assembly. Gene Ontology annotation, cellular component: cilium. Lineage: Eukaryota; Metazoa; Chordata; Actinopteri; Scombriformes; Scombridae.